Anolis carolinensis (green anole) is the source of this 2417-nucleotide messenger RNA. RefSeq names its product PRKCSH beta subunit of glucosidase II (gene prkcsh). The record is from RefSeq and is a predicted model, not a curated record. NCBI's taxonomy places the organism in Eukaryota, Metazoa, Chordata, Lepidosauria, Squamata, Anolidae. The transcript is spliced from 18 exons. Gene Ontology annotation, biological process: N-glycan processing; liver development. Gene Ontology annotation, molecular function: calcium ion binding. Bases 185 to 1774 code for a protein of 529 amino acids. Gene Ontology annotation, cellular component: glucosidase II complex.
CUGCCUCGCUCAUAAUGGCGUCGAGAGAGGAACAAGCGGGGAGGAAGGAGGAGUUUCCGCCUUUUUCUCUGAGGCGGAUGUCCUGCCGUCUGCUUCCGGCGUCGGCUGGGUGAACUUCGGACUGUUUUCCACGCGGGUUUUCGUGGCCGGUUGAGGGAAUUGCUGCUACUUUUGCCUGUGGAUCAUGCUUCUUCUGUCCCUAGUCCUGCUCUUGCUAUCUGGCCUAGCCUCAUCUGUGGAAGUGAAACGCCCACGUGGUGUCUCCCUAACAAACCAUCACUUCUAUGAUGAAUUAAAGCCAUUCACUUGCCUAGAUGGUUCUGCAACGAUACCCUUUGACAGAGUCAAUGAUGAUUAUUGUGACUGCAAGGAUGGUUCAGAUGAACCAGGGACACCAGCAUGCCCAAAUGGCCGCUUCCACUGCUCCAAUGCUGGUUAUCGCCCUCAAUAUAUCCCCUCCUCUCGUAUCAAUGAUGGGAUUUGUGACUGCUGUGAUGCAACAGAUGAAUACAACAGUGGCAUUGUGUGUGAAAACACCUGCAAAGAGAUGGGCCGAAAGGAACGUGAGGCACUGAAGCAGAAGGCGGAGGUAGCCAGAGAGGGUUUUGAAAUCAAAAAGGCCCUGAUGGAAGAAGCAAGUAAGAGAAAAGAAGAAAAACAGAAAAAGCUGGUUGAAUUACAAGAGGGUAAGAAAUCUGUAGAGGAGCAAGUGGAGACUCUCAGGGCACAGAAAGAAGCCGCUGAAAAGCCAGAAAAGGAGGCCAAAGACAUCCACCAAAAAGCCUGGGAAGAACAGAAAGAAGCUGAAAGAGCAGCAAGAGAUCAAGCCAAAGCAGAAGAGGCAUUCAUGGAGCUGGAUGAUGAUGGAGAUGGGAUAGUAUCUGUUGCUGAGCUUCAGACACACCCAGAGCUGGAUGUGGAUGGCGAUGGGAUCCUUUCAGAAACAGAAGCCCAGACCUUGCUGGACAACUCUUUGCAGGUGGAUGUGGGUAGUUUCCAAAACACAGUUUGGAACGCGAUCAAGGAGAAGUACAAGGCAGAGAGUUUGGUUGAUGUACAGUCUCCAUUGAAGGGCACAGCAGAGGAAGAGCCAGAUAAUCAGUCUGAUUCCCAGUUAGACCAGUUGCCUCCUGAGGAGGACUAUGAAGAAGAUGAUGAUGAAGAGGAAGAGACUGAUGAAGACAGCAUUGAUGAAGAGUUGAAGGUCCCCCCACCUAAGCCAUCAUCUGAUGUCAAGGCGGCAGCAGAAGAAGAAGAACAGGAGAAAAUGCCCCCUUACGAUGAAGCCACUCAGUCUCUGAUUGAUGCUGCACAAAAGGCCCGGGAGCAAUUUGAAGAGGUAGAGAAGUCCCUGAAAGAAAUGGAGGACUCAAUCAGGAACCUGGAGAAAGAGAUCUCCUUUGAUUUUGGACCUCAUGGAGAAUUUUCAUAUCUGUACGGCCAGUGCUAUGAUCUUACCACAAAUGAGUACGUUUAUCGUCUCUGUCCCUUUAACAGAGUGUCUCAGAAACCCAAGCACGGUGGCUCGGAGACCAGCCUUGGCACGUGGGGUUCCUGGACUGGUCCUGAAGAGAACAAAUUCAGUGUCAUGAAAUAUGAACAUGGAACGGGAUGCUGGCAGGGCCCCAACCGAUCCACCACUGUGAAACUUUCAUGUGGUAAGGAGACAGUGGUCACAUCCACGACAGAGCCCAGCCGCUGUGAGUACUUGAUGGAGUUUGUCACCCCAGCAGCCUGCCAUGAGCCCAAAGACCUCAAUCAUGAUGAACUCUGAGAGCAGAUGUGCAGAAGCCAUUGCCAGUGGAGCCAGGCGCAGAAUCCAAGACCGAUGGCAGAACUCACCGCCUCUUCUGUCCCAGAACCCAUCCUCAUGGCCUUUCCAUGUGGAUCCUGGCAUCCCUUUCCCACUGUUAGUGCUGCUUUGCCCCUGUGGACCUUGGGGCUUUUAAAUUACUGGUUAUUUUCCUUGGCAAGUCCUGCAGAAUAACUCCCCCGCCCCCAGCCCACUCCCUCUUUCUCCUUCCUUGCUUUAGGACACUACCUGCCCAGAUCAUGCUCAGGACUGCGAAACUGCCUGGCCCUUCAUAUUGCAGCAGGGAUCGGGGAGGCUGUCUUCAGCCUCACUGCUGUUUCUUUGUAAAGGAGAAGGGCUUCAUUUUGUUCAACAGUGAUGGAAAACGUUGAACCUGUUGACCUGAAGUGCUGUCUUCUGCUGGCCGUUUGUUUUGAGCCAGAUUUCUCUCAGCCCAAGACUUUUCCCAGGUGGAGCAAGACACACGGAAGAAAAGAGCCUGUGCCCAGCUUGCUUCCUGUGCGGGCAGUCCCAGACUCUCUUUGUUUGGUUCUAAUCUGAUGUUUGCUGGUGAACUCUCAUCAAAACAAACACACAUCCCUUCCAAUAAAGAAACAUCUCUCAA